This is a messenger RNA of Scophthalmus maximus (turbot), 7127 nucleotides long. RefSeq names its product salt-inducible kinase 2b (gene sik2b). NCBI's taxonomy places the organism in Eukaryota, Metazoa, Chordata, Actinopteri, Pleuronectiformes, Scophthalmidae. The coding region runs from base 437 to 3220 and encodes 927 amino acids. Gene Ontology annotation, biological process: microtubule cytoskeleton organization; intracellular signal transduction; protein phosphorylation. The record is from RefSeq and is a predicted model, not a curated record. The transcript has 15 exons. Gene Ontology annotation, molecular function: ATP binding; protein serine/threonine kinase activity; tau-protein kinase activity. Gene Ontology annotation, cellular component: cytoplasm.
UCCACGUCAACCGGAGAACACGAUGCCUCGCUGCAUGUCAACCCGCGCGCGCCGCGGCCGAUAGAGGCACCUCGAGCUGCAACAUCAUUGUCGCGGCGAACGUGGCGUGACGGGCCCCGUCGCUCAACGAAUGGCCUGCGUCGUGUCGCCGCGCUGACGGAGCGAGCGAGAGAGAAAGAGAGAGGAAGGAGAGUGUCGCCACACUUGGCGUCCGGGCUGACAGGGCGACGUCAACUUUGUCUCUUUUUAAUGGACACGCUUCGAGCGGCGGCGCCGGCAGCAGCAGCAGCGGCGGCGGCGGCGGCGGCAGGCGGCUUGUUUUACUUUCGUCUUUAUCUGUAGCCGCUCGAGCCCGCGCGGAGCCCCCCGUGUGUCCCCCGUGUCCCCUGUGGCUGCCUCGUCCUACCCGUCCGCAGACAGUCCCAUUCGGAACAGCAUGGUCAUGGCUGACGGUGUCCAGAAACCGCAGAUCCGGGGUCCGGUCCGAGUGGGCUUCUACGACAUCGAGCGCACGCUGGGAAAGGGCAACUUCGCCGUGGUGAAGCUGGCCCGACACCGCAUCACCAAGACCGAGGUGGCCAUCAAGAUCAUCGACAAGACACAACUGGACGCUGUGAACCUGGAGAAGAUCUACAGAGAAGUUCAGAUCAUGAAGAUGCUCGACCACCCCCACAUCAUCAAGCUCUAUCAGGUGAUGGAGACGAAGAACAUGCUUUACUUAGUCACGGAGUAUGCCAAGAAUGGAGAGAUCUUCGACUACCUGGCAAAGCAUGGUCGUCUCAGUGAGCUAGAGGCCAGGAGGAAGUUCUGGCAGAUCCUGUCGGCGGUUGAGUAUUGCCACAACCGCAACAUCGUCCACAGGGACCUGAAGGCAGAAAACCUGCUGCUGGAUGGCCACAUGAACAUUAAGAUUGCAGAUUUUGGAUUCGGGAACUUCUUCCAGCCCGGGGAGCCUCUUGCGACAUGGUGCGGCAGCCCGCCGUAUGCUGCUCCAGAGGUUUUUGAGGGACAGCAGUACGAGGGCCCGCAGCUUGACAUCUGGAGUAUGGGGGUGGUGCUGUAUGUGCUGGUGUGUGGUGCUUUGCCCUUCGAUGGUCCCACUCUGCCUGUGCUCAGACAGAGAGUCCUAGAAGGAAGGUUUCGCAUCCCAUACUUCAUGACUGAAGACUGUGAGCACCUGAUCCGCAGGAUGUUGGUCCUCGACCCGUCAAAGCGUCUGUCCGUGGCCCAGAUCAAGGAGCACAAGUGGAUGGUUCUGGAUGUUCCAGUGCAGAGGCCUGUCCUCUACCAACAGCCGCUGCCUACUGAGGGCGAGGCAGUUGUGGGAGAGUACAGCGAACAGGUCCUCCGCCUGAUGCACAGCCUUGGUAUCGACCAGCACAAAACAAUAGAGUCUCUGCAGAACAAAAGUUACAACCACUUUGCUGCUAUCUACUACCUGCUGGUGGAGCGGCUCAAGGCCCAUCGCUGUAGCUUCCCCGUCGAGCAGAGGCUCGAUGCCCGCCAGCGACGGCCCAGCACCAUCGCCGAACAGACCGUCGUCAAGUCGACCAGUGGUUCAGCCCAGGUGGGUCUGCUCCUGCAGGGUGUUCGUCUGUUGCGCUCCCCUGCAGUGCCCCAAGUCUCCUCUGAUGCUUUCACCUUCCCCCAGACGGCCUCUCCCCUGGAGCAGAAUUUCAUGGUGGAGGACAUCAACACGCCCAAAGUGAAUGGCUGCCUGUUGGACCCCCUGCCUCCCACCACUGUCCUCCGCAAGUCCUCCACCUCGUCGCCUAGCAACAUGAUGGAGACGUCUAUCGAUGAAGGCAUCGAGACAGAGGAGCCCGACACAGAGGAUGAUCCGCCCCACCUUCUCACGGCCUAUCAGACGGCUCGGUUUGGCCAGCGGCGACACACCCUCUCUGAAGUCAUCAACCAACCAAACCAAGGUAAGUUAUUCACUCUUGGCCACAACCCCUCCAUGGGCAGCGUUGACUCGGACAUGGGCUACGACAUGGGCUCCAUGCACAGUGACCUCGGUCUGCUGGAGGACCCUCCCUCUCUUGGUGAAGUGGUACCAGCCAACAGCUUGGCCCCUGGUGUCACUCCUACGCCGUUCUUGAGUGCUCGUCCCGCCAACCCAGCAAUGGAGGCCCUGACAUCCCAGCACAGGGACACGCACAACCGCUCCCCUAUCAGCUUCAGAGAAGGACGCCGUGCCUCCGACACCUCCCUCACACAAGGUCUGGUUGCGUUUCGCCAGCAUCUCCAGAACUUGGCGAGGACCAAAGGCAUACUGGAGCUGAACAAAGUGCAGAUGCUGGUGGAGCAGAUGGGCUCUGGGGAAGGGGCCGUCAUGGGCCCCCUGGGACCACAGCACCACUUGCACAACCUCCUAGAGGGUGAGGCAUCCAAGCAGCAAGAGGGCCUAGCUUUAUACCAAGGCGCGCCACAGCCACCUCUCCUCUCCCGCAGACAGAGUUUGGAGACACAAUUCCUCACUCAUAGACUACAGAAGGCUAGCGUCUUGGCUAACAGUCCAGCUAGCUGCCAGCUUUUCUGUAAGGAGACUCCGCGAAGUUUAGAGCAGCAGCUGCAGGAACACAGACUGAACCAGAAGAGGAUGUACCUGCAGCACCAGCCACAGGGCUCGGGGCUACAGGCCUACUUCAACCAGAUGCAGAUAGCUGAGGGCUCAUACCCAACAGGCAGCCCUGCGCUGGACCCCACGGCGUCUCAAAGUUCCCCUCAGGGCCCCGCCAUGUUGGCCGACCAUCAGCCUCAACCCCAGCAGCAGGGCAGUCCUCAGGCCUCGCCUCCAUUCAGCCACCCCCAUAGCUUAAGCCCCUUGAUGGAACCGUGCGAGGGCCUGGUUUAUGACCCCUACAUGAGCCACCACCUCUACACCCAGCACAUGCCCCCUGCAUCUCACCUCCACCACCAGCUCCACCACCCUCAGCCUCAUGAAGCUUCUGCCGGCGGCUUGGGCUUCAGCUUCACUGCAGGCUGUGAGCAGCAGGUUCUCGGGCCUUCAACUGAGGCUUUUCACCUAGAGCAGUACGAGUUCCCGCUGGACCCCACCUCUCUGGUCAUCCCCCCUCCAGGAAAGGCUGAGGCUGGGGGUUUGGCUGGUCCAGGGCAGUCAGACGGCCUGAGCUUGCCAGAGCUGCAGAGCUCCCUCCUGGACAGUGAGAUGAUGGAGACUGUGGACUCCCAGCAUGGCUUCGUACUGGUUAACUAAAGCCAGCUGAGCCCGUGGUUAAUACAAAGCGGUAUUAAGCAAUGAGAACCUACCUAGCAUUAAAGCCGGGGAGAAUGGAGAUAUAAGCGGAGGCCGUAAGCAUAGCAACAGGGAAGGGAAAGUGUUAAUUUUUGUAUAACUAAUACAAACUUAAUUUCUUAGUUGUGAUGAACCUCAGACAACGUUUCUACCAAACUCCUCCCUUAGUCUACCUCCCUUCUCCUCCUCCUCCUCUGUUCUCGUUCUCAUCAGCUCUGUGAGGCCGGAGCAGGUCAGAUAUGUGGCAGAGUUUGGGCUGACGCGGCAAGUUGGCUGUACUCGCGGACGUUGUGCCACCUGUGAGGACUGCACAUCCUGGAGGCUGCCGGGGUGCAGUGUUUCAUCUACAAAUGGUUUGAAAGUGAACUUGUUUCAGACUGACUGACUGGCAACCAAAAGCACAAUGGCUGGCAGUGUUUUGUUUUGUUUUUGUAUUUAGAAAAGGACACCAUCUACACAUCUCAAAUCACUUUUGUGCAUUUUUUUAUUUCAAUUUCGGUAGAUAAAAGACAAGUGAACUAGAGAAAAUGGCCCUCAUUUAUCACGGUACCAUGGAUGUCGCCACAAAUUCCAAGUGUUCAGUGUCAGUUUUACACUAAUGUGAGUGCAAUGGCUUAACGUGACGACCUGCGUAGGUUUUCAACGAUAACAUUCAGAGUUUUCCUGCAAAAAACAACAGGUCUUUCCAAGCUAUUUUUUUUUAUAGCUAACUUAACUAACUAAUGAAAAUAAUAGAUAUGGCUGCAGGCUUCUGUGUCGGCUAUGUGACAUAAAUAAUACAGUUGUUUUGUUUGUUUUCCACGUGGUUUUUGUAACUUGUAACUACUGAUCCUGAUUUAUUUCUUACACUACUGAACUGCUUCUCCACUUUUCCAUCCGACUGCGUACACUCGCCAGGUUUCAUGACGCUCAACACAAUGAGGACAACCACCUUUUCUUUUUUUUUUCGGGCAAAACUGCCACGUGUCUGUUAAACAACUGAAUUGUGGCUCAUGCGCAUGCCUGAUAAAUGAGGGCUGACAUUGUAAUUGAUGUGUUUGGUUGAGAAGUUGCUGUGUUAGACAGUCAAUAUUAUUCUAUUUUUGUGGCAAUACUGAAGCAAUAUUAAUCCUUAAUGUCAAGGGAUUAUCAAUGGAAGCCUCACCUGUACAGCCAGCUCUGAUUGGUUCCCGGGGACCUCUGAGUCGUCAGCAGUGACAUCACUUGAGCUGAUGAUGUAACCAGGAGAUAAUCUCUCGUUCCUUUGCCCUGGAAGCGCAGGGACAAGCCUGGAGACACAAUGUGUGUGUGUGUGUGUGUGUGUGUGUGUGUGUGUGUGUGUGUGUGUGUGUGUGUGUGUGUGUGUGUGUGUGUGUGUGUGUGUGUGUGUGUGUGUGUGUGUGUGUGUGUGUGUGUGUGUGUGUGUGUGUGUGUGUGUGUGUGUGUGUGUGUGUGUGUGUGUGUGGGGGUGUCUUUGUGUGUGUGUGUGUUAGUGACAUUAUGUCUGUUUGCACAAUUCAGACUUCAAAUCUUUCUGCAUCCAUCACAUGGUUUGUAGUCAUUACUGAGAAACACUGUAUCGACGCCAUCAUUCAAAACAGCACAAACUGUGCUCCUCCCUCAGCGCACAGUCGUAGCUUUUAGAUUAAUUCUGGUUUACAUUCUCAAUGCUCCGGUCAUGUCUCUGCGUUGUUUCGAUGAUUACUUUUGUUUAUGAUGAUGGAAAUGACCCCUUGAAGAUUCCCUGCAUUAGAUGUAAUGAACGAAUGUCUCCUCUCUGACGUCGCGGCUGCUGUGAGACAAAGACCAGCAGAAUAUCGUCGGUCACCUGACACUGGAUUGUGACUAUUGUCUCUCCACCGCUCUUUGACUGACAGCAAGCCAGCAACAAGAUCUUUUUUUUUUCUUCUUUUUUUUUUUCAAUCUACUUGAAGUGCACAGAUGUAUCUUCUCUGAAAAAGUAAUGUUGGGGGAAAAACAACUUUAGCAGGACGGCAAAAGAUGAGAUUGUUGGACUCUGACCAUCUGCCCAACUGUGUGUGUGGUCGUCAGCGGUCGUGAGUGUUUGUAUUCUGAUCGGCUUCCAGACGAGGCAGUCGCUCUCAGUCUGGUCCAAGCAGAUCUCUCCGAGUCCACAAUCUGACUCUUCAGAACAGAUGUGGUCGGACAGGGACUCAUAUAGUUUUAAUGAUGGUUAGAAAAUGUGGACCAACUGUGGUUGCAGUCCUGUGCUAUGAGGAAAAAUCCACCCUAAAACGCUUUUACCGUUUUACAGAUAAGGGAUGUAAACUAAUGAAUUAACUGCUCAUUAUUUUCUUGAUUGAUAAAAUUGUUGUUUGAUCCUUCAAAUAUUAGAAAACAGUAAAAAACAAAAAAAAAAUUGCAUCACAAUUUCUCAGGGCCAAAGAUGACAUCUUUAGAUUGGUUGUCGUCAGAGCAACAGUCUAAAACCCCAAACAUAUUCAGUUUAAGACUAAUUUCUGUCACUUUUUGGUACUUUAACGUUUAAAAAAAAAUCUACAACCGAUACGUUGAUUAUCAGUUAUAAUUCCUGAGUAUAACUGACUUUGCGGUAUUUCUGGAAUUUUUCUUUCCAUCCAAUCUGGCUUUGUAAGUCACCGUGCAGAUCUGUGACAGAUACUAAUAAAUCCAUCAACGAUGGCCGAAGUGGACCAGAGUGAACUGCAGCCACAAGACUUCUUGCAUAACAGGUCUCGUGGCUGUUUCCACCCUGAAGUGAGUGAAGAAUAGUUUGCUGGCUGGAUAUGUUUUUAAAUGCUCACACGCUUUCAUUGACCGGAAUAAGGUCACGCCCAGUUUGUGGGUUCUAUGGAGAAAGAGAAGGAACCGAAGAGUGUUCGGCAGGUCCAACAUGAGGUAAUGUGUCAUUGUAAAUACAUGACGGUGUAAGAGAAUUUGAAGGGUGGAUUUCGCCUUUAUGUGAAUAUUUUUGAUGAUUGUUUUCUUUCAUUCUGUCAGUGGUCAGGCGAGAACAGCUACAGGAUGAUCUGUGGAAGUUGAAUACUGGAGCACUUUGACAACGAGGGGAAGGGGAGAUGUAGCGAGAGUGGAGGAGGAGGAGGAGGUGACGAGCGCGGUGGAGAUGGAAAAGGUCUGUGUUGCUCUGCCGUUUCCUGGCAGAUGAAACGAGCCACGAAUCUGUAGGAAGCACCUUUCCUCCUCUCUCUUCCCCGCCAAUAAUGGACACAAAACACAUGUCUUUCAAAGAAAGACCAGACAUAGUAACAUCUGACUGUUGAAUUUUAAUGUGAGGAGGAGUGACACUCUUCAGUUAACGACGAGUGUGCUUUGUACAAAAUUAGGGAUGUAGUGAAUCUUCUGUGCACGCUCAAGUUGCACAGAGGUGAAUUUUGUGUUGAAUGUGAAGUGUUCAGUGUGCCUUUUACUUUUCAUAAUUUUCAGUCUAAACUCAAGAUUUUGAAUAGAACAGUUAUUUCUGGUUGGACCCUUUUAUUGUUUAUUUUAUUAUAAUUACUUCUUUCUUUUCUGUAUAUUCCCCCAAAAGUAAGUAGAGCCAGGUUUUACAAAGGUACAAAACCAAAGUCCCUCAGAAGUUUCCCUGUACAACCCACCGUGUGGAGUUUUGGAGCUUCUCUGUCAGCUUCUCUACUGUGCUCUCUCUUGUUGGUCAAUCAGUGUACGCCAUUUAAAAGUAUUAUAGCAAUAUGUCUCUAGUUGAAGACUAAAGUCAUGAAGAUUCUAGUGGACGUGUUUCCAAGUAUCAUAAUUCCACCUCCUGCUGAUAAAACAAAAACAUCCAUCUAUCAAUAGAAAUCCAGUUUUAUAUUUACCUUCAUUGAUGUUGACCACACAUAAGCUAACUUGCUGUUGAGAUUUAAGAAAGAAAAAAAAGGUUUAUUGAACAAAA